CGCACUUCGACGCGUGCGGCGGCCACGUGUUCCUCGCGGACCGCGGCUACCACUACCAUUCGGCGUCGUCCUGCGUCCUCGCGGCCAUGGACGUCGGCGGCCUCGACGAGCUGCUCGUGGGCUGGGCCCUCGACGGCUUCGGCCUCUACGCCGUUUUGGACGCGGCCGGCGCGCUCUCCGACCCCAUGCACGACCUCGACGAGUGCCGCGGCGCGGCGGUGCUCGGCGAGUACCGCUACUACGUCACGGCGUCCCUGCCCCACGCGCCGCCGUGCCUCCGCGGGGCCUUCGAGGCGCCCACGCGCGCCGUCGCGUCGCCCCUCGUCGCCUGCCCGAAGAAGGGGCGCAACGUGACGUACUUCCGCAACGCGACGCGGCUCUCCGACCCGCUCGACUGCCCGACGCCCCGGGACGGCGCGCUCUACCCGACGUUCCUCUUCCGCACGGCGCCGCGGGGCGGGCCGGGCUCCUGGCGCCUCCACGCUUUGGCCUUCGGCGCGCUCUUUGCGCUCGUCGGCGGCGGCACGCUGCUCGUCGUCGUCGGCAUGUGGUCCGAGGGCCUCUGGCCGGGCGUCGCGACCUACGCGGGCGGGCAGAUCGUCCUCGCGGGCCUCGUCUGCGGGCUCCGGGCCGCGUGCCUGCUCGCGGACCCCUACUGGGCCGACGAGGCGUGGUCCGCGCUCACGUACGGCGGGCUCUGGGGGGUCUGCUACCCCAUGAUGGACGUCGUGCUGCUCCUCGAGCUGUGGCACGCGUGCGAGAUCACGGCGGCCGUGAGCCCCCAGGUCUUCGCGGGCGUGCCGGCGCCCCUCAUGCUGCUCCUGGGCUCGGCGUCGCGCGCGUCGGCCGUCGGCGACUUUGGGAUCCAGUUCAUGGCCGACUACCUGCGGAGCCGCGGCAACGGCUGGGAGUGGCUGAAGAUCUGCCAGAUCUACUACGUCGUGCUCGGCCUGCUCACGUGCGUCGCGCUGUCGUACGUCGCCGCGAAGCUCUCCGGCGGCGCGCGGGAGCUGCGGACGUCGUGGUCCAUGCGCGUCUUCCUCUUCCGGCUCACGUGCAAGCUCGGCUACAUCGCCGUCUUCGGGGCGGCGCUGUGCGUGACGUCCUGCAUCGGCCUGGACCGCGGCAUGGACCUCAGCGACAGCGCGUACUUCCUCCUCACGACGCAGCAGCGGCUCUUCGAGGCGCUGCUGUGCGUCGCCGUGGUCUACGCGGCGCUGCCGACGCACUGGGCCCUGGAGCGGUGCUUCCCGGACGCGCGCGACGACGAAAAAGACGAGUACCGCGAUUCGAACCUGUCGUUCUCCUCGACGAUCAUCGGCGACGUCACGGCGCAGUUCACGCCGUCGGGCGCGGCGUCGAAGCUCGACCUCGAGUGCGACGAGGAGGCGGACUACCGCGCGUCCAUGGACUGGCGCGACGGCGCCGCCGUCAGGGCGCCCGCCGACGUCGCGGCCGUCGCGGCCGUCGAGGUCCUCGACGCGCCCGCGGCCGCCGCCGAGGACGCGGCGGCCUACGCCGUCGAGCUCGAGGCGGCGGCGACGGCGGAGUCGCCGGCGUCCGUGUCCUGCUUCGAGCGGGCCAUCGCGCGCGCGCCGUCGAGCACGCGGAGCCUCGGCCUCUCGCCGGGCGCGUCGUCCCGGAGCCUCUCGACCGCGGAGACCGCGGUCGCCGUCGCGAGCCACGACAAGAAGCGCCCGACGGAGGAGCUCCUCGACGACGCGCUGCGCGUCGUGCGGCUCAUGGAGGCGCUGCCCAUGCGGGUCAUGGACCUCGCGGACUUUGCGGCGUUCGGUAAAAUCCCACGGUCGAGCGACGGCCUCGCGCGCGACCGGCGCGACGGCGACUACGUCGUCUUCGUGAGCCACCGCUGGUGGGGGCCGACGACGCCCGACGCGGACUUUCACGGCAGCGACGGCCGGGACGCGACGCGCGUCAAGUACGGCCUCAUCAAGCGCGGCAUCGAGGCGAUCGUACGCAAGGAGAAGCUCGAUCGAUCGAGGGUCUGCGUCUGGAUGGACUUCGCGUGCAUCGAGCAGGACGACGCCAAAACCCAGAAGCUCGGCGUCCAGUCCUUGAUCGCCUGGGCGAGCCGCGUCGACGUGCUCCUCGUGCCCGUGCUGAUCGAUUUGUGUCAAGCCAUGGCCAAGGACAAGGCGUCGACGCGCAAGCCCCGCCGGCGCAACGCCCGGGCGCGCGACGACGGCGGCACGCGGCGCGCGACGGAAGCGACGCCGCCCGUCCGGGCGUCGAAGCGACUGUCCGUGCAGGUGUCCGCGGCCGCGUCCGCGUUCCUCGUCAACUUUAGGCUCCGGCUCGACGCGAUCGCGUCGAUCUUCGUCAACUACCACGAGGAGCGCCAGGAGUUCGUCGCGAAGACCGAGGCCGCGGACCUCAUCGAGCAGAACGUCGCCGAGAUGAUGGGG
Messenger RNA from Aureococcus anophagefferens, 2426 nucleotides. RefSeq lists its product as hypothetical. The record is from RefSeq and is a predicted model, not a curated record. The annotation marks the transcript as partial. The transcript is spliced from 2 exons. Lineage: Eukaryota; Pelagophyceae; Pelagomonadales; Pelagomonadaceae.